CCCCAACAGAAUGAGUGAUAACACUUUGAUGUAUUAUUAUUUAAAAGGAAUGCAAGCAGCUAACAUUAAUGUAAACACAGUUUCAGUGUGUUUUUACUUCAGUUUUUUAUGUCUUCCAUUGGCAACAUUUACAAAGUCUACAUUUGUUUGUUAUAUUGUCACGAGUGUACUUGGAAACUGCUUUGAUAAAUUUACUAGAUCUAAAAUUUUGUGCUCAUUCAAGAUAUUUAUAUAAUGAAGUUAGUUUCAAGUUUAUUUUUGUUUUGUUUUGUGGGUAUACACAAUUCCGAUUGUCUGACUUUGGACAGAGUGAAAACUGGAUUGAGUAAUUCUGCUCAAUUUGUGGGCUGUAAGUUUCACAAUUUAAAGGAACGUUUAAACCAUGGAGGUGAUUAUGAAAAUUGUACAAUGCCUGAAAAAGCAGCAACAGAGAAAUCAGGAGUGAAGGUCAAGAUUAAUAAUGCAGUAAUGUUUGUUAAAUGUAAAAUCCACAAAUUGCAUGAAGGAAUUUUCCAUCACGACUCAAAAGAUUGCAUUGAAGAUGUUUCCAAUACUACUGAAGGUGUAAAUGAAGCCAGACAGAGUGAUAAUGACGAUUCACAUGUUGUCACAAGUGAAUAUCCAUUAAUAGAUAUUAGAUCAAAUUUUUCUCCCGAAGACGCACAACAAAAUGCAAUCAUAGAACCAGUUACCAAACCCAAAUAAUUGUAAUAAUAACAAAUUUGAUUAAGAAAGUUUUAAUAUGAAAACCGUCCACCUGGACACUAUGACUAUGGUACUUGUAAAGAUUAUUUAAAAGCUGUAUUUGAAUAAAAAAAUAACAAUA
This is a messenger RNA of Aethina tumida (small hive beetle), 826 nucleotides long. RefSeq lists its product as uncharacterized. Bases 235 to 705 code for a protein of 156 amino acids. Lineage: Eukaryota; Metazoa; Arthropoda; Insecta; Coleoptera; Nitidulidae. The transcript has 3 exons. The record is from RefSeq and is a predicted model, not a curated record.